CCGGUGACAUCGGUGACGACUACAAUUCCCAGAAUCCCCCGCUCAUCGUUUCCCGAAAAUCUGGCCGCUCUUUACAGUCGAGGGAAGAUGUGGAUCGCGGCGGUGGACUGAGUUCUCUCUCCUUAGCUGAUUCCAGCUGUUCAUUUUUGGGAGGCUUUGCUGGACUAUGAGCUCUAGUAAGACUCCUCGCUACAACCGUUUCUCUGGAGGAUCAGCCGUAGCCAACGCCAGUAUCCCCUCUGCAGACAGCGCCAACGCGACGAGAAUGGAGACCACAUUUGGACCUGCCUUUUCAGCAGUUUCGACGAUCACUAAAGCAGAACCUUCCAGUAGUUACAAGCAGCACCGUCGGACACCGUCGUCCUCAAGCACCAUGGCCUACUCUCCACGUGACGAGGAUGACAGCAUGCCUCCCAUCAGCACGCCGCGCCGCUCAGACUCUGCCAUGUCCGUGCGCUCCCUGCACUCCGAGUCAAACAUGUCGUUGCGCUCCACCUUCUCCCUGCAUGAAGAGGAGGAGGACACGGAGCCACAGGUGUUUGCGGAGCAGCCCUCUGUCAAGCUGUGCUGUCAGCUCUGCUGCAGUGUGUUCAAGGACCCGGUCAUCACCACCUGUGGGCACACGUUCUGCCGCCGAUGCGCCCUGACCUCAGAGAAGUGCCCGGUGGACACCGCCAAGCUGACCGUGGUGGUGAAUAACAUCGCCGUCGCCGAGCAGAUCGGCGAGCUCUUCAUCCACUGCAAGUACGGGUGCCGGCCGGCAACAAGCGGCAAACCCGGCGCCUUCGAGGUGGAUCCUGUCGGCUGCCCCUUCACCAUCAAACUCAGUGCCAGGAAGGACCACGAGGCCGGCUGCGAUUACCGCCCUGUGCGCUGCCCCAACAACCCCAGCUGCCCGCCUCUGCUCACCAUGAACCUGGAGGCUCACCUGAAGGCCUGCGAGCACAUCAAGUGCCCGCAUUCCAAAUACGGCUGCACCUUCAUUGGCAACCAGGACACAUAUGAGGCUCAUCUGGAGAUGUGCAAGUUUGAGGGCCUGAAGGAGUUCCUCCAGCAGACAGAUGACCGUUUCCACGAGAUGCAGGUGGCGCUGGCCCAGAAGGACCAGGACAUCGCCUUCCUGCGCUCUAUGCUGGGCAAGCUAUCCGAGAAGCUGGACCAGCUGGAGAAGAACUUGGAGCUCAAAUUUGAUGUGCUGGAUGAGAACCAGAGCAAGCUGGGCGAGGACCUCAUGGAGUUCCGAAGGGACGCCUCUAUGCUCAACGACCAAUAUGGUCACGCCCCUUCCAGCCUGACCACUCCCUCCUGUCUUGCAGCAUACGACCCCCAGCAGAUAUUUAAGUGCAAGGGCACCUUUGUGGGGCACCAGGGCCCUGUGUGGUGCCUCUGUGUCUACUCCACCGGCGACCUGCUCUUCAGCGGCUCCUCGGACAAAACCAUCAAGGUCUGGGACACCUGUACGACAUACAAGUGCCAGAAGACUCUGGAAGGCCAUGACGGCAUCGUACUGGCGCUGUGCAUUCAGGGGAACAAGCUGUACAGCGGAUCGGCCGAUUGCACAAUCAUUGUGUGGGACAUCCAGACGCUGCAGAAGGUGAACACGAUCCGUGCUCACGACAACCCCGUGUGCACGCUGGUGUCCUCGCACAACAUGCUCUUCAGCGGCUCCCUCAAAGCCAUCAAGGUGUGGGACAUCAUGGGCACGGAGCUCAAGCUGAAGAAGGAACUGACAGGGCUCAACCACUGGGUCCGGGCGCUGGUUGCCUCUCAGAACCACCUGUACAGCGGCUCCUACCAGACCAUCAAGAUCUGGGACAUCCGCUCGCUGGAGUGCGUCCAUGUGCUGCAGACAUCCGGGGGCAGCGUUUACUCCAUUGCAGUCACCAACCACCACAUCGUCUGCGGCACCUAUGAGAACCUCAUCCACGUGUGGGACAUUGAGUCCAAGGAGCAGGUGCGCACCCUUACGGGCCACGUCGGCACAGUGUACGCCCUGGCGGUCAUCUCCACCCCCGACCAGACCAAAGUGUUCAGUGCCUCUUACGACCGCUCCCUCCGGGUAUGGAGCAUGGACAACAUGAUCUGCACCCAGACCCUGCUGCGGCAUCAAGGCAGCGUCACAGCCCUGGCAGUCUCUAGGGGGCGCCUCUUCUCCGGAGCAGUGGACAGCACGGUAAAGGUGUGGACCUGCUGAGGGAUCAGUCUGUACCUUUCAAACGUCCACGGACAAACGUUUUUUCUGGGACUGCCUUUUACGGUUAUCGUGAUUAUUAAUCGACAAAGCCAAGUUGAUGUUUUUUUUUAAGGUCAUAACUAUGUACUUGGUUGAUUUUAAAUCCUCGGCCUAUAGCCACGGCCGGGCUUUUGUUUAUCCGGAAACGGUCAGGGCCGUCGGAUCCCAAAGGGCCCUGGCAUCAGUACCUCCUGAGUGACGGGCUGCCCUUCAGACCCGCAAAGAACGUCAGCACCGGGCCCAGCUCCCAUCCGCGGGUCGCGCUCACACGCUGGCCACAGGGGGCAGCGCAACUGAGGUGUCUGCCUUACCAGAUAACGCUUACGAAUGGCGCUGGCCUUGCCCACCCCCCAAGCUUUUCCUGGUGACGCACCCCUUCCUGAAUGGACGACGCUGCCCAAGCCAAACUCGGUCCAGCCCCACCUCCCCCUCCUACCUCCCCCCAACUGGCCACAGAGAAGGAGGAUGAAGAACAACAGCUUUAUCGUAUUUUCUGUCAGGUUUAAAUGAGGGAAAGAAGAAUCAUCUGCUUGUAAACAUGUGAACAUGUAUUAACACUCAGAUCUUAAGUGAAACAUCUGGAGGGUUUUUUUUAUGUCAUCUGCGCAGAUCUUGCAUCUGGCAGUAAACGAGGCUCUUUGGGGGUGGGGGGUUCAGCUGUUGCCUGUACUGAAGCGAGGCCUCUGAGUGAGAGACUUGAUGGCAGAAGUGUGUAGUGCUACCAGAAGGAUUUCAGCUGUCUGUCGUUACUUCUUUGUGCAUUUACUGCGCAAAGGAACUGGUUUUUCGUUACUAUUAUUUUUUUUUAAUGAAAUUUGUAUUUUUUUGCACCUGUUGGUCAGAGGCUCCCAUUUCUGAAGUGUUCCUGAGGCGAGGGCGAUGUGGCCUGCCCCGGCUUCCGGAAUGGUCCGGCGGUCAAUCGGCCACUUUAACCCAAUCCUGGAAAACCAGUUUUAAAUAUAUACGGUGCUGCUGUUCAUUUUAGUUCUCGUUUACUCCUUAAAGAGACGUGUUCAGUAACACGUGCAGUAUUCCCGCAGCCCCGGCAUGCUCUCUGAUCAGUGUUUUAACGGUUCGCUUCUGGCUGACGGGGCAAAGGUGCGACAGCUGCAGAAGUGUCCGGAAGUCCAGGGCCGUGCGGCGUCCUGACAGUUCCUGUUUGUGCUGCCGGGCCGGGCUGCGCUCUCAGAGCAGCUCUUAUCCUUGAGAGAUACACUACUCUGCAGUGCCAAUGAAAGGAUUUAUUUUUACUUUUGCGCUUUUUACUGUGGAGGUCACCCGGUGUCAGGUACGAUUUCUGUUUCUGUGGGGGGGUCAGUUUGGGGGGGGCCGCUGUGAUUGUCCUGUGACAUUUAUGUACAUUCACUUGUAUACUUUGUUUAUCAUGACUUUACCAUUAAAGCUGUAUACACACGCCCCCUCCCUUUAUUUCACGGUGGGGAUGUUUAAUAUUGGUGUCAGAUGUUUGAAACCCCAUGUUAUAUAAAGUGCCGUCUUUCCUUGUG
Paramormyrops kingsleyae is the source of this 3738-nucleotide messenger RNA. NCBI's taxonomy places the organism in Eukaryota, Metazoa, Chordata, Actinopteri, Osteoglossiformes, Mormyridae. The record is from RefSeq and is a predicted model, not a curated record.